Messenger RNA from Geodia barretti, 504 nucleotides. NCBI's taxonomy places the organism in Eukaryota, Metazoa, Porifera, Demospongiae, Tetractinellida, Geodiidae. The record is from the annotation of a GenBank genome assembly.
AUGGAAGCUUUGGGGAUUAACCUACCCGGCCUGAUUACGCAUGUGGUCAGUUUCCUGAUACUGCUUUUCGUGCUGAAGAUAUUCCUGUACAAGCCCAUCGUGAACAUGCUUGACCAGCGCUCUCAGCGCAUCAGGGAUAGCCUUGAAGCCGCUGAACGCGCAAGGGAAGAAUCUGCGGCGUCUCAGGAAGAGGUGCAGGCGCAGCUUGAAGCCGCCCGCGCCGAAGGCCAGCAAUUCAUCGCUUCCGCGCGAGAAGUCGCGGGCCGCUUCCGCGAAGAAGAGACCGCCAAGGUCAGGCAGGAGAUCGAGGCUGAGCGCUCUCGAGCCACAGCGAAUAUCCAGCGCGAACGCGACACCGCUAUCGAGCAGCUUCGCAGCGAGUUCGCUGACCUGGCGAUAACGGCUGCCGAGCGCGUGGUUGAACGCUCGCUCGACCAGCAGGCGCAUCAGGACAUCAUCGACCGCGUUCUGGAAGAGAGCGACUCUCGAAUAAGUCGCAACUAG